AUGUCGCGUCGCGGAGCACCAAAGGGUAGAAAGCCGCCGGGCACGGAAUUCACUUGGGAUGCCGACCCUGGUGGUGAGCCUGACACAGCUCCAACCCCUCUCUACCCUAAAUACACCGUCCCAUUUGCGCGGAAGUUGAGCCCCGCGGAACAAAUCCAGGUAGACUACUAUCGAGGACUACGCGAACGAUUCCAUGACGGUCCAUUUUACUCCGUUCUCGAUGCCUCUUCAUCCAACGCCAAAAAGGGUACUGCUGCGCGUGCCAACUUUGAUCCCUUCCAUGGCAUGCCCACAUACUCCGGCCGUUAUCAGAAGAAGCGCCGCACCCUUCCCAAGAUCACCGGACAGUCAUACUUCUUGAAAUUCUUUCCUCGCGACCUGUGGCCGACGCUCCAGCCCAACUUCCGACCAGACGCCUCACUAGAUGGCUACCAGGCACAGGCAUCAGCCGCUGGCGUGAAGCGCGGCUUUGAGGACGAAGAAGAUGAAGCCGGACCUUCAAAGCGCAAAGCUGACGGCGAUGAUGACGAUGAAAACGAUGGCGACGCAGAGGGUGAUGAGGCCGAUCUGCUUGAAGAGGAUGAAGAGCAAGCAGAGGAUGAAAUGGAUGACGAUUUCUCUGACGAUGACGAUGACAUGGGUGGUGACUACAACGCCGAGCAGUACUUCGACGGCGGAGAUGAUGAGAUGGGCGACGAUGACGGUGGCGGCGGCGGCGACGAAGACUUCUAA
Molecule: messenger RNA, 732 nt
Organism: Penicillium soppii
Lineage: Eukaryota; Fungi; Ascomycota; Eurotiomycetes; Eurotiales; Aspergillaceae
Product: DNA-directed RNA polymerase III subunit C31
Exons: 3
Coding region: 1-732 (243 amino acids)
Biological process (GO): transcription by RNA polymerase III
Cellular component (GO): RNA polymerase III complex
Source: RefSeq, a predicted model, not a curated record